AUGAAAAAGUUUGAAGGACUUUUGGGUAUUAGCCAUCGCCGAAUUAGACAAAAAGUACAACAAGGAGUAGCUGCUCAAAUGUUUAAAACGUUUUCACAUAAAGGUGCAUCAUGUACUGACGAAUAUUCUAAUAUACAAGAUAUUUUAAACUCCAUUGACGAAAUUGACCCAAUGCCCAUGGAUUUGAAUGAAAACGUAAGAAUGGAUACAUGUAUCAACGACACAGCAGCUGUUCCAGUAAAUUAUCAAGAAGAAAUUUCAACAAAAACAGCAGAACCAAUAAACAGUGAAAGUGAUUGUUCUACUGAUUAUGAUGAUUCAAUAGAUGAUAUAGAAAUAAGUGAUGAAGAAAUAAAUGAUGAGAGUUUUCCUUACUUUGAAAUUAAAUCUGAACACGAAUUACCAUUUAGAAAUAUUUCAGCAGAUGACAAUUUGUUUUUUAACGACAAUUUAGAAGAUGCUGAAUAUGUACGUGAUAAAAAAUCAGAAAAAUUCAAUACAUCGAUUACUUUAUGGGCACUUGCUUUCGGGAUACCACACAUAGCACUGACUGCUCUGCUAAUUAUUUUACGAACACAUACGGAUCUAAUUAUACCCCGUGAUAGUCGAUCGUUAUUGCACACUCCCAGAAAUGUAGAUAUUAUUAACAUGGAUGGCGAUGGCAAGUAUUGUCAUUUCGGAUCAACGAAGAUUGUUGAAAAAAUUGCAAAUGAAUAUUUAAAACGCAACUUGAAAAAUCGCGAGAUACGGCUUAUUUUUAAUAUUGAUGGGUUACCGAUUUAUAAGUCAUCACAAAAAUCAUUAUGGCUUAUUUUAUGUUCCGAUGAAUUAUUAAAGAAAGUUUUUGUUGUCGGAAUUUUUGCUGGUACAUCGAAACCUGCAGAUUCAAAUGAGUUUCUCAAACCUUUUGUCGAUGAAGCUGCACAACUUUGUGGUUCUUCAAUAACAGUUAAAGAACAAUAAUUUCA
Leptopilina boulardi is the source of this 968-nucleotide messenger RNA. RefSeq lists its product as uncharacterized. NCBI's taxonomy places the organism in Eukaryota, Metazoa, Arthropoda, Insecta, Hymenoptera, Figitidae. Bases 1 to 963 code for a protein of 320 amino acids. The record is from RefSeq and is a predicted model, not a curated record. The transcript has a single exon.